UAGACACAUUUUCUGCUUACAAAUUUGAAAAUUACAUGCAGCGCUUAAAAAAACUUAUUAAAUCCCCUACAAAUAUUUUGCAACAGCUAUAUUUAAGAAUUGAAGAAAGAAACAAUUUAAUAGAAGAAAACAAUUCAAUGUUUGACACGUUUUUUUAUAAAUCCUAAAAAAGAGAAAGAUUCGUUUUGCUUCAGUCAAGAGACGGGACCUUUCAAAGUCAUAAAUACGAGUAUUGAAUCGGGAGCAGAAGUAGUAGUCGGUUACAAUUUUAAAGAAAUCAGUAAUUACUUUAGUGAACCCCUUGAAUCAUUUUCUGCUCUUGGCAUUUUAGUAGCAAGUGGGUUAAGUGAAGAAUUAAUACGUUUUCCAAAAAAAAAUAUUAAAUACAAAUACUUUUGCGUACCUCAUGAAAAUCGUUUUCUUUUAAUUCCAAUUUUACACCACCUCUUUUAUGACUUUGCACACUAGUUGUAUGUUUAUUCUGCUGUUUAUCAAAUCUGUUCAACUUAGAAUUUCACUAAUUUAUAUAUAUUUUUCUUUUUAAAAUAAUGCAUCGUUGGAGCAAUAUGAUGGAGCCCAAUGAUAUUUUUAAUGUGACGCCACCAUCAACUUCCACUCCUAAGGGCUUAAAAAGGAAAAAAGUACAACUAUCGCAUAAUUUUUACGCUAGCUCUUCAAGUCAAGUACUCACUCCGCACAGCCAAAACAUGUUUUGCUCUGAAGAAACUGCAACUGCUUCCGAGGGCUUAGAUGCAAACAAAGAUAUAAUGGCCAAGUUAGAUUUAAUUUUGGAAAAGCAAUUGAACUUGGAAAGUCGCCUGGACAAAUUGGAAGAAAACAUAAUUAAUAAAACUGAUGUCAUGGCCCACCACAAAAUCGUGCGAGAGACGAAAGUCCUACUAAAAAAGGUGCAGCAGACAGUGUGCCGCAUCUCGGGAGAAAGUUGCGAAGACUUUCACACCGAACUGGCAGUUCUUAUGCCAAUGCAGACCUUGGAUGCGGUCUUUGAUUUGGAGGAGAAGAUAUUAGAAAAAAAUUAUGAAGAUGCAGUUAUAACAUAUCUUUUCACUUUAAAGGGCACUUCUGGGGAUAUUGGCGAAGUUAUGAAGCGAGUUUUUGGCGACGAAGUCCUCAGUUUGUUCAAUUGGGAUGGGAGGUGCGGGAAGAAAUCGCUUUCAAAAUUAAAAAUAGUUAGCGUGGCUCUAUUUGAAAUUUUCAAACUGCAUGGACGCAUCGACUUCGAAAGGGAAGUCCGAAAGAGCGUUGAGCAAAGCCACAACAGGCAAAAGCAAAAACGCUAUUUGCUGAACAAAAAAAACUUAUAAGAAAAUUGUAAAUUUUAAUAAAAUAAAUUUUAAUAUAAAAGAAAACAUACAAAAAAAAUGGAUUUUUAUUUCUAAAUAUAUUUUGCGGUAUUCCAUUAUGGCAAGUAAAAAACCUUAGUAUUUCACUUUGUAUUUAACUGCAAAAUGACGGUCAAAAAAAUUGUCAAAUCACUAGAAGUUUUACUCUCAUUUCACCACACAUUUUCUCAAAAAAUGACCGUCAGUAAACUAGUAAAUCUGCGGAAAGGCCACUAGU
This is a messenger RNA of Bactrocera dorsalis (oriental fruit fly), 1581 nucleotides long. RefSeq lists its product as uncharacterized. The transcript is spliced from 6 exons. NCBI's taxonomy places the organism in Eukaryota, Metazoa, Arthropoda, Insecta, Diptera, Tephritidae. The record is from RefSeq and is a predicted model, not a curated record. Bases 549 to 1325 code for a protein of 258 amino acids.